GUGCCUCACAGUGAGCUCACACAAUGCUGAAAUCAUAGAAAAAGCCGUGUUGCUCCUAUUCCAAGUGUCAAGGCCAUUCUACCAUAUGCAGUUGCCACGUGUAAAAUCAAAGGAACUCUACGUGGGAUGCCAAGUGCCCUAUCCUUUGUGGAUGAAACUUUAUCUACUUGUUUUGACUCUUUUCACUUCUAUCUAGCAGAUUCUCACAAUAUAAAGAGGUUCUUUCUUUUCUUGCAUAGGCGAGCAGGGCCUUGACAAGCCGUGAUUAUGGAAGCCUUGAAUCCCGUGCAGUAUAACAGCACAGAGGCUGUUCCUACUCUCGCACCUGCCACUACGGUUUCUCUCCUGCUCUUCAUUUUUUUGCUUAUCAUUCUAUGGAAUCAAGAGGAGACCUGUCUGAUACCAGGCCCAGCCUAUUGCAUGGGGCUUGGGCCCCUCAUUUCUUAUGGCCGUUUUCUACUGACAGGAAUUGGCAAAGCAGCAAAUUACUACAACAACAUGUACGGGGAAUUUGUCAGAGUCUGGAUUAAUGGCGAGGAAACACUGGUAAUCAGCAAAGCUUCAGCAACUUUUCACAUUAUGAAGCACAGCCAUUAUAUCUCACGUUUUGGAAGCAAACUGGGGCUGCAGUGUAUUGGCAUGAAUGAAAACGGUAUCAUAUUUAAUAGCAACCCAUCUCUAUGGAAGGUCAUCCGGCCAUUCUUCAUCAAAGCUUUGUCUGGUCCAGGACUUAUGCAAACCACAGAAAUCUGUAUAAGAUCGACAAAACGCUACCUGGAUAACCUUGGCAAUGUGACAAAUGAACUGGGAAAUGUAGAUGUCCUUAAACUAAUGAGGCUUAUUAUGUUAGAUACAUCAAAUAAUCUCUUCUUAAGGAUACCUUUAGAUGAAAAUGAAAUUGUUCUUAAAAUCCAGAAAUACUUUGACGCCUGGCAGGCUCUGCUUCUGAAACCAGACAUCUUCUUUAAAAUUUCCUGGCUGUACAAGAAAUAUGAAAAAUCGGCAAAUGAUCUAAAGGAGGCUAUUGAAAUUCUCAUUGAACAAAAAAGACAGAAACUCUCAAGUUCUGAAAAGCUGGAUGAAAAUAUGGAUUUUGCAUCAGAACUUAUUUUUGCCCAGAAUCAUGGAGAUCUAACAGCUGAAAAUGUCAAUCAGUGUAUUUUGGAAAUGCUGAUAGCUGCUCCCGAUACCAUGUCUGUAUCUCUCUUCUUCAUGUUGGUUCUGGUUGCUCAACACCCAAAGAUAGAAGAAGGAAUAAUGAAUGAAAUUGAUAAUGUUAUUGGUGAUCGGGAUGUAGAGAGCAACGACAUUCCAAAUCUCAAAGUUCUGGAGAAUUUUAUUUAUGAGAGCAUGAGGUACCAACCGGUUGUAGACCUGGUUAUGCGCAAGGCCCUGGAGGACGAUAUGAUUGAUGGUUACUAUGUGAAGAAAGGCACUAACAUCAUAUUAAACUUGGGGCGCAUGCACAGAAUCGAAUACUUUCCAAAGCCGAAUGAGUUCACUUUGGAAAACUUUGAAAAGACGGUUCCAUAUCGUUACUUUCAGCCCUUUGGCUCUGGCCCACGUGCUUGUGCGGGGAAGUACAUAGCUAUGGUUAUGAUGAAAGUCAUUCUGGUUACUCUUUUCAAGAGGUACAAGGUGCAGACACUGGGAGGAAGAUGCUUGGAGAACAUCCAAAACAACAAUGAUUUGUCUAUGCACCCUGAUGAAAGCCAGCCAUGCUUAGAGAUGAUUUUCAUUCCCAAGAACACAGCAGAGCUCAAACAGUAACAGAUAAUAUAAUCCCAUAUGUCAUAUCUGGAAAUUACAAAUGUUCUUAGCAUAGUGACAGGUGACAGUGUUGGUCUGUGUUAAACGUUGAUUUAACCACUGCUGUUGUAUGCUCUUUGUAACUAUCAGGCACUUAGUAGUAGUGCAACAAUCAUUAAUGUUAGGGUUCUCAUUCUUUCUGCUGUAGAGUUGUUAAUGGUGGGAUUUGAAGUUCAGCAGCUUUAAAGGAUGAGUAAAAGCAACACAUGUAAAUGCCCCGGUGCAUUGUAAACAUAAUUCUCAUUCAGCAGUUUGAAAAAGCAUGAUAUCUAUAUUUGAAAAUACUUCUGGGAAGCAGAAGUGAAUAUGUAUUAUGUAAGGCUUCAUAGAACACAUUGAACAGGGCAGGGCUUUAUUUAGACAACAAAUAAAAGAUGGCAGAGCUGAUGAUAAACACUGCAAUAAAACAAACAAUUAAGAAAAUAUCUGAAAAUGUGAAGAAUAGAUAUAAAUUUGUUAUAAUAAAACUAAUAAUAAUAAUAAUUACUUUUUUUGUUACUGGUCUUUUAAGGCUGUUAUAUAUAUUCCUGUUAAGUACAGUGAUAUUGUUAUUGUUUAUAUUUAUCAGUAUUAUUAAUAAUAAAAUAUGCCUAUAUUUAAAAA
Molecule: messenger RNA, 2412 nt
Organism: Xenopus tropicalis (tropical clawed frog)
Lineage: Eukaryota; Metazoa; Chordata; Amphibia; Anura; Pipidae
Gene: cyp19a1
Product: cytochrome P450 family 19 subfamily A member 1
Cellular component (GO): membrane
Molecular function (GO): iron ion binding; monooxygenase activity; aromatase activity
Source: RefSeq, marked provisional